Messenger RNA from Spinacia oleracea (spinach), 860 nucleotides. Its product is annotated as F-box/LRR-repeat protein 13-like. NCBI's taxonomy places the organism in Eukaryota, Viridiplantae, Streptophyta, Magnoliopsida, Caryophyllales, Amaranthaceae. The record is from RefSeq and is a predicted model, not a curated record. Gene Ontology annotation, molecular function: protein binding. Bases 1 to 732 code for a protein of 243 amino acids. The transcript has a single exon.
AUGGCGGUGAUAGAGAGCACCAUUAUAAGCAAGAAACGAAAAAGAUUUAUUUCCAAAGGGAACGAAAUUGAUCGACUGAGUUCACUCCCGGAUAACAUCCUAAUUGAAAUUCUAUCCCGCCUUCCGAUUAAAUUCGCCGUAAUCACAUCCGUGUUAUCCCAGCAAUGGCGUUACCUCUGGAAUCAGGUCACUAACAUCAUCUUCGAUGUCGAUCACUUUCAACAAUUGCACAAAAGUGACUUCACUAUGAUCGAUCAAAUCCUUCCGAUAAUUACCACCCCGAAGAUUAAUUUCAAUCUCCGUUUGCAACGUCCAUUGAACAACACAAACUUCGGAGACAUAAUCGACAUCUCCUCUUAUGUAGAAUCUUGGGUUCGUCGUAUAUGUGAUCGAAACCCGGAACAUAUUCAGGUACAAGUAUAUGGUUGCACUUAUUGGCAGUAUGUGCCUAUAAUUCCUUUGCCAAGUUGUAUUCUUCGAUGUCAAUCUCUCGUUGUUCUUCGAUUGAUUCAAUACCCUUAUCGUAGAGUGACUCGUGAUGGACUUGAUGUGAAUCUUCCCAACUUAAAGAUACUUGAAAUUUGUUUCCAUAUUUUAGACUCUAAAUUAUUGGAUCUACUUUUUAAGUCUUGCCCAGUAUUGGAAGAAGCAACUCUUUCAGGGAACUUUUCGCAACAUGGUAUGUCAAAUUUAAUAUCUCCUAGUUUGAAGAAAUUGGAACUUCGGCUAUAGUAUCUAUGUAAAGGAACUACAAUGAAUUUAUCAGCUAGUCAUUUGAAGAUAUUGGAUAUUCGUAUAUACAAUCGAGCUGAAGGAAAGUUUCUUAUCGAUGCAUCUAAAUUGGAAGAAUUGAUAGUUGA